CUUCCUUUGCUUCUUCCUUCUCUUCCGUUACAAAGAAAACACCAAAACUUUGAAAAAAUAUGUUGUGUAUCCAAUGAUUGGGUUUUAGCUUACUACUUCGAGAGAGAUUACAUAAGCAAAAAAAAAAAGAAAAGAGAGAGCGUGAAGUUACAUUAUAGAGAAAAGAAAACCAAAAAAAAAACAUGAAGUCUUUUUGUGAUAAUGAUGAUAAUAAUCAUAGCAAUACGACUAAUCUGUUAGGGUUCUCAUUGGCUUCGAAUAUGAUGAAAAUGGGAGGAGGAAGAGGAGGUGGAGAAGCCAUUUACUCAUCUACAACUUCUUCGGCUGCAACUUCUUCUUCUUCUGUUCCUCCACAACUCGUCGUUGGUGAUAACAGUAACAACAACAACUAUGGUGUUUGCUAUGGAUCUAACAACUCAACUGGUGAAAUCUAUUCUCACAUGUCUGUGAUGCCACUCAGAUCUGACGGUUCUCUUUGCUUGAUGGAAGCUCUCAACAGAUCUUCUCACUCAACUCAUCAUCAAGAUGCAUCUCCAAAGAUGGAGGAUUUCUUUGGGACCCAUCAGAGCAACACAAGUCACAAAGAAGCCAUGGAUCUUAGCUUAGAUAGUUUAUUCUACAACACCACUCAUCACGAGCCGAACACGGCUACGAACUUUCAAGAGUUCUUUAGCUUCCCUCAAACCAGAAACCACCAUGAGGAAGAAACAAGAAACUACGAGAAUGACCCUGGUUUGACGCAUGGAGGGUCUUUUAAUGUAGGGGUAUAUGGGGAAUUUCAACAGUCGCUGAGCUUAUCCAUGAGCCCUGGGUCACAGUCAAGUUGCAUCACUGGCUCUCACCACCAUAACCACCAAACCCAAAACCAACACCACCAAAACCACCAAAGCCAAAACCACCACCAGAUCUCUGAAGCUCUUGUGGAGACAAGUGUUGGGUUCGAGACGACUACAAUGGCGGCUGCGAAGAAGAAGAGGGGACAAGACGAAGUUGUAGUUGUUGGUCAGAAACAGAUUGUUCAUAGAAAAUCUAUCGACACUUUCGGACAACGAACUUCUCAAUACCGAGGCGUUACAAGACACAGAUGGACUGGUAGAUAUGAAGCUCAUCUAUGGGACAAUAGUUUCAAGAAAGAAGGCCACAGCAGAAAAGGAAGACAAGUUUAUCUUGGAGGUUAUGAUAUGGAGGAGAAAGCUGCUCGAGCAUAUGAUCUUGCUGCACUCAAGUACUGGGGUCCCUCUACUCACACCAAUUUCUCUGUGGAGAAUUAUCAGAAAGAGAUUGAUGACAUGAAGAACAUGACUAGACAAGAGUAUGUUGCGCAUUUGAGAAGGAAGAGCAGUGGUUUCUCUAGGGGUGCUUCCAUCUACAGAGGAGUCACAAGACAUCACCAGCAUGGGAGGUGGCAAGCUCGGAUUGGUAGGGUUGCUGGGAACAAAGAUCUCUAUCUUGGAACUUUUGGAACUCAAGAAGAAGCUGCAGAAGCCUACGAUGUAGCAGCAAUCAAGUUCCGUGGGACAAACGCUGUGACUAACUUUGACAUCACGAGGUACGAUGUUGAACGUAUAAUGUCUAGUAACACACUUCUGUCUGGAGAGUUGGCUCGGAGGAACAACAACAGCAUCGUCGUCUGCAACAAUGAUGACGAAACCGCUCUAAACGCUGCUGUGGACGGUGGUUCUAACAAGCAAGCGAGCAGUCCCGAGAGAGUAUUGAAUUUUCCGGCGAUAUUCGCGUUGCCUCAAGUUGGGCCGAAGAUGUUCGGAGCAAACGUUGUCGGAAACAUGAAUCCUUGGACUUCAAACCCUAAUGCUGAGCUUAAGACCGUUGCUCUCACUUUGCCUCAGAUGCCGGUCUUCGCUGCUUGGGCUGAUUCUUGAUUGAAUCUAGAUGACUAACUCUGGUUUUUUUCUUGGUGUAGUUGCCAAGUGUUUCGGUUUAUCUCCGGUUUUUACCCGGUUUGAAUUACAAUUCGGUUUAGUUUCAUCGGUAUAAAUAGUAUUGUGCUUAGGAGCGGUAUAUGUUUCUUUUGGGUAGUAUUCAUGUGAAAUAGAAUGAAUCUCUCUAUAACAUAUUAUUUAAAUGAAAUCUCCUUUGCUA
Messenger RNA from Capsella rubella, 2100 nucleotides. Its product is annotated as AP2-like ethylene-responsive transcription factor ANT. Bases 183 to 1880 code for a protein of 565 amino acids. NCBI's taxonomy places the organism in Eukaryota, Viridiplantae, Streptophyta, Magnoliopsida, Brassicales, Brassicaceae. The transcript has 8 exons. Gene Ontology annotation, molecular function: DNA-binding transcription factor activity; DNA binding. Gene Ontology annotation, biological process: regulation of DNA-templated transcription. The record is from RefSeq and is a predicted model, not a curated record.